Molecule: messenger RNA, 282 nt
Organism: Neogale vison (American mink)
Lineage: Eukaryota; Metazoa; Chordata; Mammalia; Carnivora; Mustelidae
Gene: SCGB2A2
Product: secretoglobin family 2A member 2
Exons: 3
Coding region: 1-282 (93 amino acids)
Biological process (GO): androgen receptor signaling pathway
Source: RefSeq, a predicted model, not a curated record
AUGAAGUUGCUGAGAGUCCUUGUGCUGAUUGCCCUCCCCCUUUACUGCUUUGCAGGUUCUGGAUGCCCACUUGUAGAAGAAGUGGUUAACAAAACAAUCGAUUCUCAAGUGAGCGUGGAUGAAUACCAAACUUUCUUGAAGCCCUUCUCAGAUGGUCCUAUGACUGAUGAGGCCAUAGCACAACUGAAAGAAUGUUUUCUCGGCCAGUCAGAUGAAACUCUGAGCAAGGCUGGAGAGUUGAUGAACAUAAUAUAUAAAAGUGUGUGGUGUGCUACGUUUUAA